Molecule: messenger RNA, 817 nt
Organism: Diachasma alloeum
Lineage: Eukaryota; Metazoa; Arthropoda; Insecta; Hymenoptera; Braconidae
Exons: 3
Coding region: 147-653 (168 amino acids)
Source: RefSeq, a predicted model, not a curated record
CACAAGAAGAGAUACAAUUGAUGAUUUAUUAAAAUGAAAGGGAUUAUGAAGAGGUUUGAGAGUAGAAUACUGGUGAUAAGAAGGUCUUGAGUCCUGUGUAAAAGGAGUAACGAUUAUACACUGAACCUCAAGGAGACUCAAUUGACAUGGGCAGCUAUCAGAUUGCUAUAUAUCAGUCUCAAUGGAUCUACAACUGUCUCAAGGGACCCGAGGGGUUAAUGAUUCACCAGCACAGCGAUGAGCAUGCCCUACUUGAGGUUCAUCUUGCUCCAGAGAUAAAUGUCCUUGUUUUGUUGGGGACUUUGAUUGAUGAAACCGUGGAUUCCCGAAUCGAGCGGAACCUGAUGGGGAACUCUGCAGGAUUUAAAAAGCGAAGAAAAGCUGAAGGGACAGUAGGAAAUGGGCCCUACAGUUCUACUACAAAUGAUUGCAGAGAGAGAGCAACCGAUCCUGGUCGUACUUGCAAGCUCUACGAUCUGCCUACAUCUUUGAACUUGAGCAGAGAAUACAGAUUAGCUGGAGUCGUCUCAUACGAUGCGACCUAUGAUCAUUCCGUGGCCUACUGUUGCCGUCGUACUGCAACGUGGGAGUACCAUGAUGGACUACUCAGUAAAGUAAAAUCCUGUGAAAGGAAAUCCGGUGAUACAACCUGAAUGUGCCUUGUAUCUGAUUAAUCAGUGAGCAGGAACGUUCACUACGCUCAACAUUUCAGUUUUCUGUGUCGCCAAAGCUAGUUUUUUAUUUUAAGUAUAUUAGUUAUAAUAUGAUUCUUAUCGAAUGUUAUUUGUUUAAAUAAACAUUUUAUUGAAAAAAUUCA